UGAUGAUCCAUCCAAAGGUCUAAAUGCGAGAGAACUUGACUGCGAUCGAUACCCACCCAUCGUGCCAUGCACACGUACGCACGUGUGCUGCAUUGUGCGUCAGGUCAAGUGGCUGCCACAAUGAGUGCACCACUCACACCACUGCGAUUAUGAAUGACCUCAGCUCGGCCAUCCGUCCAUCACGCCCCGCCUCUUGGCCACCAGACUCGCCCUGCCUGUGUGGCCUUGUUCGUCGUGGUUGUUGUGAUGAGGGACUCGUACUGCGCGCCCUUGAGGAUCUGUUUGGCCUGUACUAGCGCAUCGAUCUCUCUCUUGCGCUUCACACGCCGCGUCUCAAAGCUGCCCAUCAUCCAAUCUGCACACACAAUGAGUGGGUGCAUGCCUGGACACACCAUGAGGCAGACGGACACAUGGGUUGCUGACCGCAUGAGGGUUUGAUCUUGCUGAGGUAUGUGUGCAUGUCGUCGAUGAGUGCCUGCAGGCCGCCCGACUCCUUCUCAAGGCUGGCAACGGACCGCUCCAAUGCAGCUAUGUCACAAUCAUGACAAGAAACGCGGAGAGACCAUGCAGACGUGCGCAUAUAUGGAUAGUCACCGAACCUUUCCGCAAUUUCAGGUCGAAAUACUUCUUCUCCAGCGUCUCCAUGCUGGCCACCAUGUCGCCCUUCAUCUGACGGAACUCGUCGCGGCUCGUCCGCUCCUCACCGUCCAUCAGCUCAAUGGAUUUCUUCAUGUCAUUCUGCAGCGUCUCAAGCACCACCAAGAUGCCCCUUGUCUGCAUCUGCAGCCACAGAAAAGGGAAAGGUGAAAGCAGUGUCGCUUGUGUGCCCGCGGCAGGCCCACCUUCUUCGGCCCGCCAAAAGUGGCUUCGGGGUCGGCUGUGGGCGUGAAGGGGUCAGCAUGCGACUGAAAGGCGCAGAGAGACCAUAGACAAAUCCAUGACUGACAGCACGCAGUCUGUCUGUCUAUGUGUCUACCUUGAUUUGGGCGAGGGUCCCUUCUCCAAUGUCGAUUUUGUUGCGACGGUAGAAGUCCGUCAGUGCCCCGAUCGUUUUAUCCAGCAGCUCCACGGCAGCAAUCGCAUCUGGGAGACAGACAGACGGGCAAGGAGAAAACAAUCCUGCAACCCAUAUAUUCUGUGUAUGUGUAUGUUUGCUCAUGGCAUGGCGCCUUGCUCUGUUUUGCCUAUUGGCGUUCUCGGCUUGGGUGCGGUUGGCCAUGGCCUCGUACAGCGUCGUGUUGGUCGCUGACAACUCCUGAACCGUCACAUGCAGACAGACAUCCAUCAAAAAGAGAGACGCACAUCCUUGUCCUGUCCGUCCGUGUGGGUGGUCGGGACAGUAUCUGUGGCGUUCAUGAGGCUUUCCACGUUAGUUCCCUCAAUUUCCUUGUCAGCCAGCUCCUGCAGCUUCUUCUGGUGGGUGUGGCUGCGUACAUAGACAGACAGACAGACAAGAAAGGAUCAACGAGGCAUCGAGAGGCCCCUUGUUGCUGCUGACUUGGUUCUGUCGAGCUCAUCAGCCUUGUCUGCACGCUCCUCGUCACACCUAAGUAUGGCCAGCCAGAAUGGCAGUAGCUAUAUGGCUCACUGGGUGGCUGGGUGGCUGGGUGGGUCUUUGGAAACAACAAACCAGUCUUUGUGUCUGAUGUCCUCUGUCUCCUCCUUCCUGCAUAUGCCGAUCAUCUCAUUGAUGGCCUCCAACACUUGCUGGAACGAACCGUGCUACCACACCGAUGGAUGAUAGACACACAGAAAUGCAGUCAUAUAUUUCAGAAAUCGGGAGAGGUUCUCUCCAUCGUUGUUCGACCUUUGUUUUGUCGGACAGGAGGUGUAGUCUUGGAGCAUUUAGGACCGCGGCUGACCUCUGCAGGUGCAUGGCGACCUUGUUUCCCGAUCGAUGACGCGACACGUCCUGCAGCAGGGCCACACCUCUGCAGACGUGCACACAGACACACGCCCAUACGAAGGCACAAGGAAGACAUGCGGCUGCAGUUUAGUCACCCUCCGAGAAGUCUCUUGGCCUCGUCAGACUGCAGGUAUCCGAGUGCCUCGUCGAUGCCCUUGAGCUCCUCCGCUCGAAGGCGACUCCGGUCUGAGAGAAUGGCAGCCAGGCAGGCGGCCUGCGAGACAUGCCGGAGAAAUGCGUUACUUCUUUACCAGUCCAUUUCGCUGCCUUGUCCUUGCACGCCUUGUCAGUGUCCGCCACGAAGGCCUCGUCUGCGUGUCGGCAACGGAAAGCCGACAACCAGGAUCAAAAGGGUGGGUUGUGGCUGGCAUGUUUGCACUCGGAUUCUCACCGACCGUUCUUGAGUUGCUUCUUGGUGUCUUCCAUCGUCUGGCGGCUGUUGGUCUGACCACACAUAACAUACACACAGAAGGGAUGGAUGGUGGGGUGUGUUGGAUCUUGGGGUGGGAUGGUGGGCAUACGAGUGUCUGGCCGUGUGUGGCGUAGGCAGACUCCUUGUCCGUCAGCUCGGCCUGCAUGUUGGUCAAGGCCGUUUGCUUCUCGCCCAUGAGGCUUUCGUAGUUGGUGUGCUUGUCCUUCUCUUCCUACCCACACCAUGUCCAUGCCAGCACAUGUGCGCACACACAGACACACAGUGACGAAGAUGUGUGGACGGGCUUACCGAUAUGGAUGCGUCGAGGUUGUUCUUGAACUCGUCCUUCAUGUUCUUGAGUAUGCCGAAUAUGCUGCUCGACGAGGGCUGGUACUGCAGCCUGAACGUGGGAGACCUGACCAUCGAAAGCAUUGCAAACGAAUCCAUCCAUCCAUCCAUCAACACACGCGGACAAAAACGAUUGUCGUGUGUGGGUACUGCUUGAGUUGUGGGUUGUCCGUGGCAUCCGGCUGGCUGCUGGCGAGGAAGGUCCCCAGCGCCUGCCGCUGGUCCUCUGUGAGGGUCGACAGGGACGCCAUCGAAACGGCAUGACGGAUCUCUGUAUCAACGCCAAACACACAUUCGGGUACACAGCCGUCCGUCGAGUGUGUUGCGUGUGUGUGUGCUCGUACACUCACUUGGCAUGAGGUUUUUCAGUGCGACGCCCCGUGCAAUGAGACUGGUGCUGCUGCUGGUGGUCAACGACUCGUCUUUGGCGCCGUGCACGGCUGUCAUGACCUCUAUGGCACGAUCUAAUGCAUCGAUGGCCUCCUCAAGCUCUGCACACGUGAUGCAUUGGCAUGGGAGCGAUUCUUUGUUGUUCGCAAGCCCCAUAAGUAAGCCCCAUGUACCUACCUGCUUCGGUCUGUGCGUAUGCCUGUACUUCCUUAUCGCGCAUGGCCUCCGCCUCAGAGAUGGACUUGUCGGCCUCGCCGAUGUCCUGACCAUCGAUGAUGCAUAUAGCCAGACAGGUGUAAUGCCUCGUCAUGACGCGGCUGGCCAGGGUGUGCACCUUCUUUAGUUUGGCGAUUUGCGCCUCCAGCUGCCCUCGGCUGCCUUUAUGGUUGAAGAUCGUUGUCUGCAGCUCAUCAAUUAGGGCCCUGCAGUCAGUCGGCACACGACACGCACUGCAAACACCCCUGUAUCUCUGUCCUUCUCUUCCAUCUGACUUGGCGUCUUUGAUGUCUUUUUUCUUCCGGGCCAGGGUAUCUUCGCACCAGCAGGCGUACUUAUCAUACGCACUCUGCUCGGAGGCGCCCCCCGCCACGAUGUCGCCCCGCAGCUUGGAAAUCAUGCUCAAGAUCUGCUGACGCGGACCUGCCGCUGAUGGCGAUGGUGCUGAAGGAGGAUCUUGCCGCGGCUGCAAGAUGGAUCUUGCAUUGCACCUGGACCAGAAAAGGCCGACCAAAACGAAGGGAAGCACAUUCAUUGCGGCAGAUCAG
Molecule: messenger RNA, 3820 nt
Organism: Vitrella brassicaformis
Lineage: Eukaryota; Vitrellaceae
Source: the annotation of a GenBank genome assembly